Molecule: messenger RNA, 560 nt
Organism: Anopheles darlingi
Lineage: Eukaryota; Metazoa; Arthropoda; Insecta; Diptera; Culicidae
Gene: mRpL27
Product: 50S ribosomal protein L27
Exons: 3
Coding region: 72-494 (140 amino acids)
Biological process (GO): translation
Cellular component (GO): mitochondrial large ribosomal subunit; ribosome
Molecular function (GO): structural constituent of ribosome
Source: RefSeq, a predicted model, not a curated record
AGAAACACCCUGUGCCUGGCCCGGAGUGAUUACAAAAUUUCUGGACGGUGCGGUGUGCUCCGAGCAAAACAAUGAAUUCCUUGUGGAAUCGAAUUGCUUCUAGCUGGACGAGUAGUCCCUUUUUAGUGCCGGUGCGAAAUGCGUCGAAGAAAACCGGUGGAAGCUCACGGAACCCUCCCAAGAACCCUCGACCGAAACAUCGGGGAUGGAAAGUGCAAGAUGGGCAUAAUGUGUCGGCUGGGACUAUAUUAGUAACGCAGCGGACUCCUCGUUUCCACCCCGGGUUGAAUGUUGGAUUCGGCAAGAAUGGCACACUUUUUGCAAUGGAACACGGAAAAGUGUAUGUAACGUGCGAACAAGUUGACCUCAACUGGGAUCAUACGUGGGUGCAGCGAUGCUACGCAGGCCGUGAAGGACAAACCAUUUACAAGAAGUUUUUCAACGUAGUCCCAGAACCACAGCACCAACGGUUUAAGCUAAUCGAUGAAAUUUAAGAAAUAGUCUACUGUUGAUUUAGAAUUCAAUAGAUGAUAUAGAGAAUAAUUGCGUUUCUUUCAAUU